UCGCUCAUCAGAGGGAGACGCGGGCGGGCGGGCAGGCGGGCGAGCCGGAGCCAGGCAGGGGCGCAGGUGGCCGAGGGAUGCCCGGGCAUGGCCGGCCGGCUCAGCCGCUGCACUCGCACCCGGGGGCGCGCAGGGGGCCGCUAGGCAGGCGGAGGGGGCCGGGGCUGGGCCGGGGCGCAGAGCCCGCCAGGGGCCCCCGCUGAACUCCUGGACCGGAGGAGCCGACAGGAACCGACUUUGGGGGAGGGUCUCUGGGCAGCUUCAGGAGGGCCGGGGGGCGGGUCAUGGGGUCGGUCCGCGUGGCCCGGUCCAUCUCGGGGCAGCCGGUUCCGGACUGCUGACCCCGCUGGGGGGGGGGCCGUCGGAGAGGAGCUGAGCGAGGCCAGGCGGAGGGGGGAGCCGCGGGCCGGGGGGCCCCGCCGGUGCGCCCCCAGGCAUGAGCGAUGGCGGGAGCGAGGCCGGCAGCCGAGCCCUCCUCCCGGAGGACCCCGCCGCGCCCCAGGAGCGGGCCCGGGCGAAGGAGAGCCGCGCGGCCCUGGGGGGGCCCAAGCUCCGAGCUGGGGGGGCCACAGCGGGAUUCAAGGAGCUGGCGGCCGGCACCUCCGCGUCCAGCCCGGGCUCCUCCCAGGAAUGCGCCCCGGACACCGACAGCCAAGUGGGCGCCGGCGAGGCGGAUUACUGUCGCCGGAUCCUGGUGCGAGAUGCCAAAGGAACCAUCCGGGAGAUCGUCCUUCCCAAAGGUUUGGACUUGGAUCGGCCCAAGAGGACCCGGACCUCUUUUACUGCCGAACAGCUCUACAGGUUGGAGCUGGAAUUUCAGCGUUGCCAGUACGUUGUGGGCCGAGAAAGGACAGAGCUCGCCCGACAGCUGAACCUCUCUGAGACGCAGGUCAAAGUCUGGUUCCAGAAUCGCCGCACCAAGCAAAAAAAGGACCAGAGCAGGGACUCUGAGAAGCGCACCACGUCCACCUCCGAGUCUUUCGCCACUUGCAACAUCCUCCGGCUCCUGGAACAAGGGAGACUCUUAUCUGUCCCGGCACCCCCCACGUUGCUCUCCCCGACUCCCAACCCGGUCCUCUCUUCGUCUGGCAAUGGGUCCUCCAUGGGAACAUCUGGAAACACCUCACCAGGGCUCAGCAGCGGGGGGAGCCCUCCCGGGACGGGGGGCUUCAGCCUGCAAAUCCCCACCUUGGCCUCCUCAGCUUCCCCACGGCUCCCCACGACCCCACUCUGUUUCAGUGGCCCACUGCUGGGAGGCCUGCAUGAAUUACCCAGCAGCUACGGACUGGGGACGUCUGCCUUUGAGCCUUACAUGCGGCUGGAGAGGAAAGACAGUACGAUACCCAGCAAGAAACCAAGUCCUUAAGUCGUCAUCGUCCUCAACGACGAUCACAACGAAGAGAACCGAGCUGAGCGUCAAAAGAAGGCCCUGAUCCACUCCCUCCCCCUAACCUCUUGUCCUCUCGGUCACACUGAAUUCCCAACCGGGGGCUUCUCUUUUGCAAAGACUGUUUACCAAAUGUCAAUGUGAUGUGUGCCUGUGUGUGGCUGCGUGGGUAUGUGUGAGUGUGUGUUCCUUUCACGGAAAUUAAAACAACUGCAGAUAA
Messenger RNA from Sphaerodactylus townsendi, 1607 nucleotides. It is a transcript of the gene VAX2, whose product is annotated as ventral anterior homeobox 2. The coding region runs from base 437 to 1366 and encodes 309 amino acids. Gene Ontology annotation, molecular function: DNA-binding transcription factor activity, RNA polymerase II-specific; DNA binding. NCBI's taxonomy places the organism in Eukaryota, Metazoa, Chordata, Lepidosauria, Squamata, Sphaerodactylidae. The record is from RefSeq and is a predicted model, not a curated record. Gene Ontology annotation, biological process: neuron differentiation; central nervous system development; brain development. The transcript is spliced from 3 exons.